AUGAAGCCUGAAAAUUUCGUUCAAGAAGCAAGAUUGAUUUUGGCUUCAGGGCAUUUCAAUUUGAGAUGUUGGCGAUCAAAUUUUCGCAUUGACAUGAUCGAUGAGAUAGAGAGCAAGACGAAAGUUGUCCCAGUAUUAGGAUUAGUAUGGGAUUUAGAAAAAGAUAGUUUGAGUUGCAAGAUCGAAGAAACAUUUAACUUGAGGGAACCUAUUACCAAAAGAAAAGUUUUGUCAAUUACCCAGAAAAUUUUUGAUCCCAUUGGCUUUACUGCACCGAUAACUGUAAUUCCUAAGCUAAUUUUGCAAGAAACAUGGAACCAGAAGAUUAAGUGGGAUGAAGAUCUUCCUCUUCCCCUAAGUGAGCAGUUUGGGACUUGGUUGAACCAAUUGCCUCUGCUAUCUCAGAUUGAAAUUCCUCGUUGGUUAAAUAUUGAUUACGAAAACGAAGAUACCGUAGUGCUCCACGUUUUUUCGGAUGCUAGUAAAAGAGCCUAUGCCACAUGUGCAUUUUUAAGAGCUGAAACCAUCGAAGGUGUAAAGGUUCAGUUAGUAAGCGCGAGAAGUCGAAUAGCCCCUAUUAAGGAACUUACGAUUCCACGGCUUGAACUUCUUUCCUGUCUGAUAGGUGCCAGGCUUGCCAAAACAAUUCUAUCAGAUUUGAAACUUAAGAAUUGUAGAACAGUGUUCUGGAGUGAUUCUUCUACAGCUUUGGGGUGGAUAAGAAGGGAUCAAGCAUGGGGUACGUUUGUUAACAAUCGAGUACAAGAAAUAAGAUCGCUUACCAGAAUAUCUGACUGGAGGCAUGUACCUGGAAGUUUAAACCCAGCGGAUCUCCCAUCGAGAGGAUGUACUAUUGAGCAAUUACAGAAAUCGGCAUGGUGGGAGGGCCCAUCGUGGCUUUACUUACCAGAAGACGAGUGGCCCCAUGUAGAAGAAAAGCCUGAUGAAGAACUUAUAAACAAAGAAAAAAGGAAAACGAUUUUGACUCUUCUAGAUCAUGGAGACAAUUUGGACCGGUACUACAAAUAUUUCUCUUCAUUUAGAAAAACCGUGAGAAUGAUCGCUUGGAUUUUCAGGUUUUAUCACAAUUUAAAGAACAAAGAUAAAAACCUCACUCCUGAUGUCUCAGUUGAUGAAUUGGAGAAUGCUGAAAAGGCACUUUGUAGAUUGGUACAGAAAGAAUCAUUUACAGGCAUAAACGAUCCCGCCAUUCGUGCGCUGAGACCAAUCGUAGACCAAAAUGGAAUUUUAAGAGCCAAAACGAACGUCCUACAGCGUCAAGAUAAUGAAAAUUUCCGAUAUCCUAUCAUUUUACCUUCAAAACAUAUUCUUGUUGAGAGACUAAUUUACGAGAAACAUCUAGAACUCCAGCAUGCUGGUGUCAGCACUUUAAUGACAAAUCUUAGAGAAAACUUUUGGAUAUUAAAAUCCAGAAAAAGUAUUCGAAAUAUUAUCAGAAAAUGUGUAAGAUGUAAAAGAUUUGUUUCACAAAGAGUGGAAGUCGAGCCAGGAUUUCCACCCGAAGAUCGAGUCAGAGAAGGGGCGACUUUUGAAGUCGUCGGUGUAGAUCUAGCGGGUCCUCUCUAUCUCCGUGAGGGGUCUAAAGCGUGGAUAGUCUUGUAUACAUGUGCCAUUUAUAGAGCCAUUCACCUCGAACUAGUUACUUCUCUAUCUACAGAAACUUUCAUCCAAUCUUUACGUAGAUUCAUUGCCAGAAGAGGUAGACCUUAUGUGAUAUAUUCCGACAACGGAACUAAUUUUGUAGGGACUAACAGUGUUCUUAAGAAAGUUAAUUGGAACGCCAUAUGUUCAGCUGCUUCUAUCCAAAGGAUACGAUGGAAGUUCAACCCUCCGACCGCCGCCUGGUGGGGAGGUUGGUGGGAGAGGCUUGUGCGAAUGGUGAAAGAAAAUUUAAGAAGAGUGUUAGGUCGAACGUCCUUAAAUUAUGAAGAAUUAUAUACUAUAUUAUGUGACUGUGAACAAGUGAUUAAUUCGCGACCUAUCACAUACGUAUCAGAGGAUAAUCAAGAUCCAUCACCACUGACCCCUAUGAUGUUUCCUGCAAGAAUUGCCGUCAUCAGGAGUUCCUGA
This is a messenger RNA of Stegodyphus dumicola, 2091 nucleotides long. RefSeq lists its product as uncharacterized. Lineage: Eukaryota; Metazoa; Arthropoda; Arachnida; Araneae; Eresidae. The record is from RefSeq and is a predicted model, not a curated record.